GCUAAAAACUUUGGAAACCCAAGAAAAAAUACUGGAAAACAUACAGCAAUGAACUGCGCCAACUGCGCGAAACCAACAGUCUCCAAGUUGAUCUAAGCCCUCUUUGGCCGCGUACUUCCUCACAGUCCGAGCCGAGCAGCGUGGUUUAAGGCCGCUCCAAGAACGCACCGAAAUCUGCUCCCCCCAAGCAGCGACAGUGUAAACAAAACGAUGACUCAUUUAAACAGUCAGGAACCACCCGUCUGACCGUACAUGGCCAUGUGACGUCACCAUUCGCGGUCUGCAUAGUCGCUCUGCCGCAAGCACAAUGGGCGGAGAGGAGCCCGCCGAGGACACCGGCGCGGGGGAGCCCGACACCAACACCGCGACAAACUCCAGCUCGAACGCCUCCGUAAAAGAGCCGGUAGCCCAGCAGUCGCAAUGUGACGCCAAUACCGAGCCUGAGCAAGAUCCCGAUGCCCCGAGCAACGGCCAGGACGAGACAGAACUCCGGGAGAAUGGCGACCAAAAGGUGUCCGAGCCACCCGGGGUUGAGCACUCUGAGCCGAUUGAGCACGGAGUGGCAGACCCCGAGCCAAGCGAAAGCCCAGCUGACCCCGAGACAGUCGAAGAGGACGCAACACCGCAGCUUGCGCAGGACGCGGCAGAUUCAAAGUCGAUCGAGGAUGACGCAGGACCCAUGCGGCUCCAGGACUCGGCAGUGACACAGCCACCUGGAGACGAGGAGGAGUCGGAGCCGCCUCCAGACGCCGCCGCUGUCGAUCGCCCGCAGGACGGUGACCAGCCUACCGACGACGCCGCUACCGCGGCUGAAUCGCACAGUGGUGGUGAGUCCGCCCCAGAUCCAGUAGCGCCCGAUAUGGAGCCCGAGCAGGACACGCCAGCGGCAGAGCCCGAGCAGAACACACUGGCAGCGGAGCCCGAGCCCGACACGCCGGCGGUAGAGCCCGAGCAGGACACGCCGGCGGCGGAGCAAGAACCGGACGCGCCGGCGGCGGAGCCUGAGCAGGGCACGCCAGCGGCAGAGCCCGAGCAGGACACGCCGGCGGCGGAGCAAGAGCCGGACACGCCGGCGGCAGAGCCCGAGCAGGACACGCCAGCAGCAGAGCCCGAGCAAGACACGUCGGCGGCAGAGCCCAAGUCGGACACGCCAGCGGCAGAGCCUAAGCCGGACACGCCAGCGGCAGAGCCCGACCAAGCCACGCCGGCGGCGGAGGAACCGACCGAUGCGGCAGAAGAGAGCUACGCCGUGCCGCCCGUCGCCCCGAUGACAGGGCCGACGCUCGAACUGCCUGUGCCCGAGCCGAGUGCGAGCCCGGCGCCGGCCGAGCUCGACGACGCGUUCAGCAUCGUCGUGCCGGGCGCGCCGGGCGACGCGGAUGCGGACGGGGGCGAGGGCGAGGGCGGAGCGAAUGAGGGUGCCACGGGCGAUGUCACAGUGACCGUGCCAGGCCCCAGCGACAGUCCAGCGUUCCGGCCGUACUCGGAGACGCCCGUAUAUAGCGAGCCCGGGUUGCCGGAGCCGCCACCGGAGACGCCGGCCCCGGCCCCGGCGCCGGCGCCGCCGCCACCGCCGGCGCGGGACGCACCCUGCUCGGGCGACUGGCACCGCAAGACGGUGGACGACCUGGUCGCCAUGGACGUGCCUGACGUACGCCUGCCGCGCUGCCUAGGCUGGGGUCCGUGCGAGAUUCGCGGCUGGCUUGGCCGGCUCGGCCUGUCGCAGUACGUGGACGCCCUGCUCAACAACAACAUCUGCGGCCGCCGACUUUGCCUGCUGACGGCGUCCAACCUGCCGCGCAUGGGCAUCACCGACUGGGAGCACAUCCUCACCAUCACCGGCUCCGUGCGCGAGCUGCUCUCCGUCGACGACUACGUGCUGUACGAGCAGACGUACGAGCGGCCGCCGCCUGGCCGCAUGACGCGCGCGCUGUACCUGCAGUGCGCGUGGCCCAGCGGCCAGCCGGCACCCAGCAGCCAGCGCUACGGCCAGUUCCUGCGGCGUCACGGCUUCCUGGACGUGCUGCUCGAAAUGACGAACCGACCGAUCGUGCAGCUACCGCAGAAGCCGGCCAGUUCGCUCUACCGCGAGAUCCCAGUCGCGUCCGUGCCGUCCGUACUGUCCAAGCCGUCGCAGAGCGACUCGAUGUAA
Messenger RNA from Pollicipes pollicipes, 2152 nucleotides. RefSeq names its product cell surface glycoprotein 1-like. Bases 308 to 2152 code for a protein of 614 amino acids. Gene Ontology annotation, molecular function: protein binding. The record is from RefSeq and is a predicted model, not a curated record. NCBI's taxonomy places the organism in Eukaryota, Metazoa, Arthropoda, Thecostraca, Pollicipedomorpha, Pollicipedidae. The transcript has a single exon.